AUGAUAUUUUUAAUAUCUUAUUUUAGGCAUAUUAUAAGUCUAUUUAUUAUAUUGCUCAAUAUAAAACUAGGGAGCUCUUCUUAUCCGUUUAAUAUACAAAUUAGUGCUCAUUAAAACAAUGUUUUCAGUAUUUACAAGGCAUCAUAAGGAAACUGGUUUAAUUAAUUAGUAAGCAACCCAGGAGUAUGUUUAUUUAGCAAUACUGGAUAAAUAUAGUUCUCAUCAUAAGACAUACAUAAGUUUUAUAGGUUUACCUUUAUUGUUUAUUAUAGAGCAUAAACCUGCAACGAAUAAAUAAUCUUUACAAGGAAUAGUAAUAAUUUAGAUUUCAGUCAUGUCUUUAUAAAUAACUGCUAUGUUAACUAUCAUGUUAGUUUGAAUAUCACGACUGAUCUCUAUAUCUCAAGUUAAAAUAAUAAUUUUGAAUUGCAAAUUAUAAAAACAAUUACUGAUUCUUGUUCAUUAACUGGAUCGCAAUAGACUCCUUCUUUAUCAGAUUAAUCUUAUGUUAUAAAGAUCUAUUUUCAAAAUUUAAUAAAUAACUUUUGUCCUGAAGCUACUAAUCAAUCAAAUUUGAAAAACUGUUAUUCAUGUUUAAACAGCUAAAAUCGAUAUCUUGUUAAUAAUGAUUGUCAAUGUAACUAAGGUUAUUUUUAGUCUAAAUAGAAUUUAAUUUGCUUGGCCUGUAAACCAUCUUGUCUUACAUGCAAUAAUUAAUCACAAUGCACUGCGUGUUUUGAAAAUGCAACCCUAAAAUAAAAUUAAUGUAUUUGCAAUGAAGGAUACUUUAUGAAUGAUUCCUAUCAAUGCCAAAAGUGCAAUCUCCCAUGUAAAACUUGUGUUUUUUCUUAGAAUUACUGCACUUCAUGCAUUGAUCUAUUACAAAUUUUACCUAAUUGCUAAUGUCCUCCAAAAAUGUAUUUUGAUCCAACGCCAUCUGCACUCUCUUGCAAAGUUUGUGAUACUCAGUGUUAGACUUGCUAGUAUAAUCCAGCGAAAGCUUCUAAAAAUUAAUGUACUUCUUGCCUUCCUGGAUUUAUAAACCCUCCCUUUUGUUAAUAGGAAUGUUCUGAUGUUUAAGUAUAUGAUUACACCUAAAAUUAAUGUAUACCUUUAUAAUGUGAUAAUAAAUGCUUAACAUGUUCAAAGCAUUCAUCUAAUUGCUAGCAGUGCAAAGGUGAUAGAAAAAAUCCACCAUAUUGUUAAUGCGAUAGGUUUUUAUUUGAAGAUGGUGUUAGCACUAAUUGUAUUAAAUGCCCUGAAGGAUAGUUUUUAGACAUAAAUGACAAUAGUAAUAAAGGCUGCUAGCCUUGCCAUUACUCAUGUAAGCGCUGUACUGGUCCAAAUAAAUUUGAUUGUACAGAUUGCUAUAGUGAUGAAUUUGUUAGGACAUAUGAUGGUAGAUGUGCAUGCGUAGACAAUACAAAAACUUAAAUCAUGGAUGAAUUAAAUAAAAAUAAACCUAUUUGCAUGAAUAGAUUAGAUAUGAAUCUUACCAUUUACAUAAAUAAAUCAUUUAAAUAAAUAUUUAGAAUUGAAUUUUCUGAUUAACUAAUUUAGAGCGUCUCUCUAGAUUAAGCUGUAAAUAAUCUAGUUAUUUACUUGUAAUACUCUUCACCAUAAGAAUAUUAAAUGAUUCCUACUUUUUAUAACAAUAAAUAUAUUGAAUUCUGCAUCUCUACUAAAAAAGUUAUACCUAGAUAAUUUUUAUACGUUUACGCAGCUGAGUAGCACAUUUUUUAGGGUGUUAACAAAAGUAUCUUAGACCUAAAAUAUCUCUAAAAACCACUAUCUGUCUAUUUGGUUUAAGAAGAGGUUAACUCUUAAAAUAACUUAUAAAAUCUUUAGUAGCUUAAAGCAGCUUCUUAGUCAGUCUAAAAUAAUUUCUUUGUUUAAUUUGUUACAAAGUAUUAUUUUUUUUUAUUUAUUUUGAGUACUCUUCAACCCACUAUCCUAUUCUUGAUUGUGCCUAUUGAAUUUCCUUUGAAUAUUUAGCUUUAUUUGAAAAUAGUUGGGUAGUUUGUUUUCAGCCAUAACUAAUUUUUUUCCUCAUAUGAAGAAUAAGGUAAUGACUAUACCAAAUAAAAUUAAUAUUACAUCUUUAGUUUUGAUCUAACAGAUGAAUUAAAAAAUUCAAUACCUGAAAAUGAAUAAUUCUAUUAAAUAGGAUUUUUAAAUAAUUUUUUCUACAACACACAAGUCCCAAGCCUGCUAUUCAUAAUCUUUCUGUCUGUUUACUGGAUUCUUAGAUUAAUUCACAAGUUUUUGGAUACCAAAGAUUAGAAUGAUUUAAAAAUGAGUAUCCUACUGUAUAGAGAAUUGAAUUUUUAGAAUUUUGGUUAGACUUAGUAUUUUGAACUAAUCGAAUAAUAUAAUAAAAUGAUAAAUCCUAAUUAAAAUAAUCAAAACUAACCUUUUAUUUUAAAUUAAUAAUCAUAAACAAAUAUAACAUAAAAAAUUUAUAACAUCACUGUGCUCUUAAACAAUUAACUGCUCUCUAAUUUUGAAUCUAAUUUUGUACUUUAUCUGAUAUCAAUCUAUCUUUAAUUUUACAAUUUCUAAGACUCUGUUUAUAUAAAUAGAGUAUCUAUUUAUAUCAUGUUUGCCUUUAUUUUUUAAGCAAUCUACAUCUAAGUAAGAGCCUAUCAUUAUAUGAAGCAAAACUAAUUUGACAAAGUACCUAUGUUUGCAGAUAGAUUAAAGAAUAAGAAUUCAAAAUAUUAUUUCCAUUUUUACAGCCUGAUUUUAAAAUUAAUUAUAUCUAUAUGUGCCAUAUUCAGCUCUAAAACCUUUAAUUUGAAUAUCUCAAUAAUUAUAUUAACAUAAAUAAUGCUUUUAGCCUACAUUUUUUAUUAUAGACCUUUUAAAAGCAUAAUAUAUAUGAUCAUUAAAGUUUUAGGUACACUUUCUUUUUUAGCCUCUUGGGUUUGUGUGCUAACUAUUGGAAUAAUAAAGUCUCGAUUCGAUCAAAAUAAUCUAAUGACUGACAGUGAUUAGCAAACUUUAAAUAAAAUUGGUAUUGCUAUGAUGGUUACAUUGUCAUUAUUUAAUGGAUUGUAUUUAUUAUCUUUUUUUUUAGAUAUCUUCAUUACAAUUAAAUAAUUAAUAUUUAAAUGUUUUGGUUCAAAAAAUAAAAAGUUUGACACAAUUCACAUUGUUGAUAAUUAAAAUAUUUGCAUAGAGUUACAUAAUACAAGAAACUUAAAUUUAACUGAUAUAUAAUUCUUACCAUAUUUAUCAAAAUAUGAACUAAAAUAAACUGAUGAUGCUUAAAACGAAAACUCUCCAAAUGAAUUAAAAAACCCUUUAGUUUUUUAAUAAAAAUUCAGUACAAUUAAAUUAAAUAAAUAGUGA
This is a messenger RNA of Tetrahymena thermophila SB210, 3354 nucleotides long. Its product is annotated as transmembrane protein, putative. NCBI's taxonomy places the organism in Eukaryota, Ciliophora, Oligohymenophorea, Hymenostomatida, Tetrahymenidae. The record is from RefSeq and is a predicted model, not a curated record. The transcript is spliced from 6 exons.